Molecule: messenger RNA, 465 nt
Organism: Callithrix jacchus (white-tufted-ear marmoset)
Lineage: Eukaryota; Metazoa; Chordata; Mammalia; Primates; Cebidae
Source: RefSeq, a predicted model, not a curated record
AUGUGUUGCAAGUACUACAGCAACUCCUGUGGCUAUGGCUCCAGCUACGGCUGUGGAUGUGGCUCCCGUUAUGGCUGUGGCUAUGGAACCAGCUACGGCUGUGGAUGUGGCUCCCGUUAUGGCUGUGGCUAUGGAACCGGCUAUGGCUGUGGCUGUGGCUCCCGUUAUGGCUGUGGUUAUGGAACUGGUUAUGGCUGUGGGUAUGGCUGUGGAUGUGGCUCCCGUUAUGGCUGUGGCUAUGGAACCGGCUAUGGCUGUGGCUGUGGCUCCCGUUAUGGCUGUGGUUAUGGAACUGGUUAUGGCUGUGGGUAUGGCUGUGGAUGUGGCUCCCGUUAUGGCUGUGGCUAUGGAACUGGCUAUGGCUGUGGAUACGGCUCUUGCUGUAGCUGUGGAUACGGAUCUGGCUCUGGCUGCUGUGGCUACCGACCAUUUUCCUUUAGAAGAUGCGAUUCUUCUUGCUGCUAA